This is a messenger RNA of Nymphaea colorata (pocket water lily), 5030 nucleotides long. RefSeq lists its product as uncharacterized. The record is from RefSeq and is a predicted model, not a curated record. Bases 2981 to 4708 code for a protein of 575 amino acids. Gene Ontology annotation, biological process: nucleobase-containing compound metabolic process. Lineage: Eukaryota; Viridiplantae; Streptophyta; Magnoliopsida; Nymphaeales; Nymphaeaceae. Gene Ontology annotation, molecular function: 3'-5' exonuclease activity; nucleic acid binding. The transcript has 10 exons.
GUGACUGUGAAAGUUAAGAAUUCAAUUUCUUGAACGCUAAAAUGAUACCGGACUCACUGUCCGUGCAACAUCGUCGUCUUAUUCCCUUUAGCUUCUUGGCGCUGUGAAUUUCAUCCGAGCUUUUCUUCUAUGGGACGAGUUGUUUAUCGGUUUUAGCAGUUCUGAACUGCAAGACUCCUUGUUUGCGGUGGAAGCUUCUUGGGAAGCAUCGAUGAUAUCUUUUAGUUUCUUUCUUUAGUACUCAUUUUUCCCUGUUAAUGAUGUUUAGAGGCGUGAAGUGCAUUCGCAUGGUGUGCAUUGGUAGCCUUGUGAUUACCUAACGCGUUGGAAUUCCGGUUUUCCUGUUCAUGGGUUUGUUUCUUCUGUCUGUGUUCGUCGACAUGGACCCUUAUGUACAUCCGUUGGUACAUUGACAGAGACAUGUGACAUGAAGUUGAAUUUGACAUUUUACGACUCUAUUUGGAAGAAGAAAAAAUAGAAGCUUUAGUGGGCUUAGGACAUUGAAAAGGGAUCCUUCUUGGUGCCUUGGGUUUCAUUUCAUGGCAUGGACUUGUCUGGUUCCGGUAAGAUGCCAGUAGAACUGGCUAAGUCAGAACUUUAAAAGGGUAAAAUGUAGGGAAGAAAGUUACAAAAAGCCGCAAAUGAAGGGGUUAGAAUAAGUGGUAGAGUCUUGUCCAGUAGGUCGCUGGCUGUUCAUUGGAUUCGCACCUGAAGCGUUCGCCUGGGAGAAGGCUCCUGGGGUCGCAGAGCUUUCACCUGAGGGUUUUACAUUGCUCAGUAGGCGACCGUAGGUUUGGCAGCUUGUCCUGAAAAGCCAGGUCUCCCAUCCUAAGAGCAGCUUCUUUGUUGUUUAAAAACAUCAUACGAAAGGGUAGUUAAGGGAACUUCUACAUUUUUCUAGGGAGGUCUUAUGAUUCUGCGGAACGAUUAUUUCCGGCAUAGAAUUAUGUUGAGAAUGCAAAGGUAGAGAAAAAUUGGUCAGAAAUUCGAUGGUUUUCAAUUGAUGUGUUACAUGCUCAAGUAUGCCUUUAUUAAGGUAGUACCUAAGUUUAUGGAAAUACUUCUCCGUUAUCAAUACCACUGCCACAGUUUUGAUGUGUUCCCCAAAGUUCUACCUCAUACUCCGGAAGGUUGAUAAGGAUUUAGGUGCUGCACAGCUCAUGCAGUGACUUGAAAUCGGGCCAUUAAUAGAUUUGUAAUUUACUUAUGGUUUUUUUAUUUCAUUAAUGGGCCAUGCAUCAAAUUCUUGCUGUAUUAAAUUACAAAAAAACACGUAUAUUGCAUCUUUUUCUACUAUUGAAUGGCUUCACUCUUCUGGUUGGUGUUCUUCUGCCAUACUGUUAGGAGCUUUUCAUGAGGUGUUUUUCUUAGAAAAAUCUUAAAAGUUCUAGAAAGCAAAAAAAAAAAAAAGAACUAAUUGUUUGUGGUGUUUUUUUCCAAAAGUAUAAAGAAAGAAUAAUAUUUUUUUUAUAAAUUAAAAGAUAAUGGAUACAGAAAGCAUGCACUUAGAAUCAUAGUCACAAGUAUUGUUCAUGGCAAUUUAUAGGCAAGGUUUUUCUCAGAUGUGGUUUUUCUUGGGAAAUCAUUGGAAAAAUGUUGGAAGAUUUGAAGCUUAAAAAUCAUAAGGAGAACACAGAAACAGUCACGAGAUGAUAGGUUUUCUAGCAUAUUGCUUGCAAAAAUAUCAAGAAACAAGCAAAUAACUUUUUGAUAACAUAAAAGGAACAAAUGAGAAUAAUUACAUGCUUUACAAUUGUGAAGCAGGGAGCUUCUUUUUUUUUUAAGUCUCAGGAAAAUAUUGGGAAUAUUCUCAUUAAAUAUCUAAAUGGACAGGUUUUCAUUUUUUGGGAUUUCGAAAAAUCAGGAUACUUUGCAUAUUAUUGGUUAACUUAGAAAUGGCGGUAGAGAUGUUCGUAAUGUUGGUGUGUUGAAUAUAUCAAAAUGUUUUUUCUUUGAAAUGAUACUAAUAUCAUGAUGUUGUCAAAAUUUAUUGCAUCAAUGUGAUACUUUUCUGGAAACAUAAAAAAAAGAAAGGAGAAAAUUACAUGCUUUAACAUGUUGGCAAAUGGACUCUUUCAAUGUCUCAGGAAAUAUUGAGAGUACCUCAUCAUGAUGCUGCAAUACACAAAGUUCCUAUUGUUUUUGAUAUUUUGAAAAAAAUGUGAUAUUUAGCAUAUCAUUGGCUUGCUUUGAAAUAGGAUAAUAUUGAGAUAGUGUUAAAAUAUUGGUGAUGUCUGUGGCUGUGCAUUUCAUAUAUACAAAAUGUUCUUCUAAAAAAUGAUGAAAGUAUCAUUACCUCAUCAUUGACGUGAUAUUAGCUAUUUACACAUAUCUAUGGAUAUGGGGCACGAAAAUGCCUUUAUAUUUGUCAUAUUGACUGUCUCUAAAAUAUUGGUAACAUUGGGUACUUUUCCAAUAUGUCCAAUAUAUUUAUAAUCAUAACAUUGGUAUUUUUCCAAUAUGUCCAGCAUAUUGAUGGUCAUAAUGGUAUGUGCUUUGUAUAUGGAUUGCAUCAAAUAAUAAUGUUUCCAAUUUAUGUAGUAUAAUUACAUGUCUGUUAACUUGUUCAUAGGUUUAGCUAUCUUUCCUUUUUGCCUUAAAUAAUUGAUUAGUCAGAUUCACCAAUUACUUAUGGCUGCCAUGUCAAAAUCAAUGGAAGAACUGCCUUAGAUUGAUUACAGUUGUUUCACUUUUUUGCCAAGGCUUUUAACUUUGCUUGUCCAAUGUUUUUUCAUAUUUCAAGGAACAACUCUGACAAUUGGUCAAGCCAGAUGCUUACAUUUUAUAUGAGUUACAUGUCAGUUUUUUUCUCUCCUUCUCCAGCUCUUCCUCUUCCUUUUUCACCUGCUUGAGGUAUAUUUCUGUGCUUAAAAGUGAUCUACGCAUAUAUGCCUUUUGUGUCUCUGUCUGUUAAUGUCCUUUUGUCUUGAGCAGCAAUUGGUAAUUUGGUAUUGCACAAUUACAUCAUUAUUUCUUCCUAAUGAUGGUCUCCUCUUUUGAAGCUCCAAUGGGCAUGCGGAAAGCAGAUGGUUCUGGACAAAAUCAAAAGAAAGAGCUUGAGAAUGGAACAAUCAUUGGUCAUGUCUUUUCAGAUUUAUCCUACACUUCUCCAGUUGUUUUUGUGUACCUUUUGAAGGAAUGCUAUGCACGAGGUACACUCAAAGCAACAACAAAGUUUAGAUUUCUUCAACAGCAAGUUCUGAAAGCAUUGCGUAACGUUCCCCAACCAGGGCCGGUUACCUUUGUUGUGAAGUGCCUCUAUAUCUUGCCUUUACAUGGGCAUCUUUAUGCAGAGGGUUUUAGUCACUUGUUAAUAUCCUCCAUGAAUCGUUUAGAAGCUGCAUACAAAUCACGUUCAGAUUGUUCUGUUGCGAAAAACAUUGCUGCACGGUUAUUUCUUGAUAUACUUGCUUGCUAUGUUAUCCAUGAAGAGCGCAUUCUUGUGAAGAUACUAGAGUCAUUUGAUGUAAAGAUGGAAGACAUUGGAAAAGCUUUUUAUGAUUACGAACUUUAUGAUAGUAGCCUGUGUACUGUCAAUUCCUUUAUUGAACAGUAUAUCAUUCAGUUAGUGGAAUCAAAAUCCUACACCACUGCUGUGUCUCUGUUAGAAAAGUUUUCCAUCAGGCAGUGCAGUCAGUCAUUUCUUUUUGCAAUGGUGGAGAAUAAACAAUUUAGAGCAGCAGAAAAGUGGGCAAAGUUCAUGGGCAAGCCGAUGUUGUGUCUGCUCAUUCAAAAGUACAUUGAUAUGGAUUUGUUGAAGCAUGCUUAUAUCAUGAUAAAAACAAAUGAUCUAAAACAGGAGUUUCCAGAUGCAUGGCGUCUUUACAAGGAGAGGUCAAUAAAGAAACUUGUAGAGAAAGGAUUCUGGGAAACUGCAGAGAUGAAGACCAAUGAUGAUCUUCAGCUUGUGGAGUACUUGGUCUACUUGGCGUUAGAAUCUGGAUAUAGUGAGAAGGUGGCUGAACUAUGUGAGAAGUAUUCACUUGAUGGAUUUCAACAAGCAGCAGCAGUCACUGAAGCUUGUCCUUCUAAAGCUCGAUAUUUGUGUCUUUCGGACUUGAUCUCAAUGGAGGAUGUUAUAUGGGUUGACACAGUGGAUGCAUUGCUUGAUGCCACUACUUGUCUUGAGGGGAAAAAGGUUAUUGGUAUGGAUUGUGAGUGGAGAGCUAAUUAUGUCAAGGGUAGUAAGCCCAAUAAGGUAUCUAUUCUGCAAAUCGCUUUUGACAAGAAAGUAUUGAUCUUUGACUUGUUAAAGCUAUCUGAAGAUGGCGGUGCUGUUAUGGAUGACUGCUUUAAGCGUAUUCUGCACUCUCACAGGAUUUUAAAACUUGGAUACAACGUGCAGUGUGAUCUCCAUCAGUUAACACAGUCCUAUGAAGAGCUUGAGUGUUUUCAGUCGUAUGAUAUGUUACUAGAUAUCCAAAAGAUGUUCAAGCAGGGAAGUGGUGGUCUCUCUGGACUCUGUAAGAAAAUUCUAGGUUCUGGCUUGAACAAGGGAAGGCGCGACAGCAAUUGGAACCAACGGCCUUUAAGUCCAAGCCAGAUCGAGUAUGCAGCACUUGAUGCUGCCGUGCUACUGCCCCUAUUUCACCAUGUUUGCAGCCAAUCGGAGUCUGAAGAUAUGGAAGGGAAGCGCUCAAAAUAUGAAUGGAGAUCCUGUAUUGUUUCAAUGGUUAGCAACAAGAAAAAUCCCAAAAAGUUGCCGUGAGUACUGCUAGUAACACGAAAACUGUCCUUGUACUUCUACCUGAAAAAGGACGGUAUGCCCCACUUUUCCUAUUAUGAGCUGACAUUUUACAUGGUGCUGGAAAGGAAGAAUCUUCCAACAUUUCUGCAGAAAAAAAAAUCUGGGUUUGCAGCUGAGCGACUUUUUGUUAAGGCUGAAGCUGCUAACAUGUACAUAUUUUUGUUUGCAGUUAAAGUUCUGGUUCUGGGUCUGGUUCUACUAACCCUACUUUUUGUAUAGACACAGUGGUGGCAACUUGUCGCUAUCUUUGUUAAUGGAGGAUGAACAUCUUAACUUGCAUUUA